AUGGCCUCUAAACAAGACUAUCAAGAGACCUUAGGGGCAGCAGAAGAUAUAGCAGAUGAGGAAUCGUACAAUGAGGAAGAAGACGAGGAUUUUGACCCUUCAAAAGAGGUGGAAAAGCGCGUCGAUGAGGACGAUGACGAAGAUGACGAAGACAACGAGGACAACGAAUACAAUGAAAAGAGACCAGAUUACUCGCAUAUUGAAAGCGGACAAGGUGGGUUGGUACGUACAAGACGUGGCAGGAUACUGGAGGAGCAACAGAUGCGGGAAAACAAGUAUGAAGAGCUGCGAGAAACUGGCAUUUCGCAGCAGACAAUCAGUGCGUGGGAUGAGCUUCAAACACAAAGCAACCAAAGACUCCGCAAGAGUAUUUCUGUUAUGAGCGAGGAAGCCGCAAACGAGUCCCAAAAUGGUCUUCAGGAAGAACUGGUGCUCAUAGAUCGCAGAUACGAAUUCGCUGGCGAAAUCCUGCACGAAAAGAAAAUGAUUCCCAAAAACAGCGCAGAAGCUCAGGAAUAUUUUAACAACUUGCGUUUCAAAAAGACUCAAACCGGGCCCGAUUCUGCUGCUGCUAGUUCAACGACCAAAGUUGCAAUUAACGACCGAGGUUUGAAACUCAGAAGAGUUCUUAAGAGACCUCCCAUAUUGGAACAAAUAAUAGCAGGAGCUCUUAAACCAAAACUCACAACUUUGGAAAAAUCGAGGCUGGACUGGGCCACUUAUGUCGACAAAGAGGGCAUCAACGAUGAGCUAUCUUUGCACAACAAAGAUGGAUACUUGGAAAAGCAAGAUUUUUUGAAUCGUGUAGAAUCGUUCAAAGAUGCGAGAUAUCAGCAAAUGCGUAAGACAGAACUGCAACAAAGACUAGCGGGUACCUAA
This is a messenger RNA of Lachancea lanzarotensis, 879 nucleotides long. It is a transcript of the gene SWC5, whose product is annotated as LALA0S13e03620g1_1. Bases 1 to 879 code for a protein of 292 amino acids. The transcript has a single exon. NCBI's taxonomy places the organism in Eukaryota, Fungi, Ascomycota, Saccharomycetes, Saccharomycetales, Saccharomycetaceae. The record is from RefSeq and is a predicted model, not a curated record.